This is a messenger RNA of Salvelinus fontinalis (brook trout), 3372 nucleotides long. Its product is annotated as gastrula zinc finger protein XlCGF57.1-like. The transcript is spliced from 4 exons. NCBI's taxonomy places the organism in Eukaryota, Metazoa, Chordata, Actinopteri, Salmoniformes, Salmonidae. Gene Ontology annotation, biological process: regulation of transcription by RNA polymerase II. Gene Ontology annotation, cellular component: nucleus. Gene Ontology annotation, molecular function: DNA-binding transcription activator activity, RNA polymerase II-specific; RNA polymerase II cis-regulatory region sequence-specific DNA binding. Bases 108 to 1943 code for a protein of 611 amino acids. The record is from RefSeq and is a predicted model, not a curated record.
CAUUUCGGACAAUAAUACAGCGUAAGGCCGGAAACAUUAGACAGCGGAAAAGAAGCAAACUACACAUUUUCAAAGUAGGCUAUUUCUGAGAUAACUAGCUAGCAGUCAUGUCGAGCACAGAUAUAUUUCAGACACAGUUAUCCCAAAUUAUGGGGUUAUUAGUUGAAUCAACAGUUAGCGAGAUGGAGCGACUUCUCGAUGUGUGUGCUGCUGUUUUGGAGAAUAAAGACAAUCGUUUCCUGAAGAGAGAAAUGGAGCGUGUGAAUACAACCAACAAAAUAGAGUUUGCGUCAUUCAUGGAAGUGUUGCGUAAAAGCUCGAUGGAGAAAAUAUCAUUACUAAUGACUGUGGCCGAGAUGGAGGUGAGAGCGGUGGAGAAGACUGGUGGAGAAGGCACAAGUGGUGGAGAAGCAGUGAACUUGGAUAACCCAGAAGUAAAAUCACGUGUAAUUAUAAUCUGUCCAGGAGAUAUUAGAGAUGCAUUUGAGACUCAAAAAGGAGCCGUAAAGGAUGAGGGAUCUUCUGAGUCUGAUAGUCAGGGGGAGGACCCUGGCUUUGCCCCCCUUCCCUCACCUUCAUCAGACGAGGAAUGGCUCCCUGAGGUUGACCCCAGCCAGGAUGAUCACCUUGACCCUCAGGCACCAUCUGCAUCUAGGUUGAAGAUACCCAGAUCUGCAUCGGAACCAUACACACAAGACGCAGGUAGGGAUGGAGAAGAGCAAGAUGUCCAAUGUGGAGAUUCUGCAGACGCCGCCCACCAGGCGCCCCUCAUCUGUUCCCACUGUGGAAAAUGUUUCAAGGAGAAAUGGUAUCUGACGAGACACCUUCAGUCCCAUACGAAAUCUUACAGGUGCUCUCAUUGUGGGAAAGGUUUUAAUCUGGCUAAACAGCUAGCGAAACAUUCCAUUAAACACCAAGAGAACACCUUCAGUUGUACCGAUUGCGAUGCAGUGUUUCGUCAGAAAUGUACUUUGCAGUCACACAAGAAACGUCACAAAACGGAGAAGACGGUCACCUGCGCAGUGUGUGAAAAAAAGUUUGUAGGAGAAAGGCACAAGUGCAUUGUAAAGGGGAGGACAUUCAGCUGCUCUUCCUGCCCAAAGGUCUUAAAGACCAGAGAAGGAUUGUCUUAUCACCAGGGAACACACUCUGGGGAGAGGAAGUAUUGCUGCGAGACGUGCGGCAAAACGUUCUUCACCGCUGUGUCCUUAAAAACCCAUAUGAUGACUCAUAAAGAGAAGGAUUAUAGCUGUACUGUAUGUGGCCAACGUUUCAACAAUGGACAUGUUCUCAGAAAGCACAUGGUAGCCAGCCACCCUGGAGAAACGCCAGAGAAAUGCUUCGUCUGCGACGUGUGUGGCAAAUGUUUCGCCAAAAGAGACCAUCUGUAUAAACACAUGAGGAGACACAAGGAAGAAAAACCCUUUUCUUGUGACGUUUGUGGCAAAAAGUUUCAUUCCUCGGGUAAUUGCAAAAGACACGAGCUAACGCACACAGGUGAGAAACUCUAUCACUGUGACCUUUGUGGGAAAAGUUUUACCCAGUCCGGAACCCUAACCAUACAUAAACUAAACACGCACACAGAAGGUGAAGAAAAGCCUUCUUUCAAGUGUGAGAUUUGUGGGGAAGUUUUUCCAAGACGUUAUACCCUAAAAAAUCAUAUGGUCACUCACACAGGGAAGAAACCAUGUCAAUGUAGCGUUUGUGGGAAAGGUUUCUUUAGCAAUCCUACACUUAAAGCUCACAUGCUCAUUCACACAGGGGAGAAACCGUUUGAGUGUGAUCAAUGUGGGAAAAGGUUCACCCAGUCAAGUCAUCUAAAAUAUCACGAGCGACAUGUGCACACUGGUGUCAAACCAUUCGUGUGCGACAUCUGUGGGAAGGCCUAUGCAAAUAGACAGAAUCUGAAACUCCACAAGUGCAGUGCUUCUGCUAAACAGUAGGUCUGUGCAGUGCUUCUGCUAAACGGUAGGUCUGUGCAGUGCUUCUGCUAAACGGUAGUAAUCUAGCGUCACAACUAGAUAAUUGUCACCCUGUUAAUGAGCAAUAUAUUUUUUGAAUGGACCCAUUCCAUGCUCCUCCACGUGAAGGGGAAAAUGCCAAAUAAAACUAACCAGGUUUCCAUCCAACCUUUUAAUGCCGGUAAAGUGCAUGUGGGAUUGAAAAAAAUUGUAAUUAUUAAAUUUGCGAACAGAACAAAAUACGCUCGACAGCGUCAGAUCUGUUUGUGUCUGUAAAAAUAUUUAUGCAGGAAUUUGCGGUGGAAAUGCCUCUAUGCGCAAAUAUUGAUAUAAUAACCAUCAUAUCGAAGUGAACUUGGAGUCACGCGAUAUGUUGUGUGGUCCUCCCACUACGACUGGGUAAACCCACGCAGUUUAUUAGACUACAGAUGAAAUAAGUUCUGAUGGAACUUCACAGGGUGGUGAAUGUGCACAGUAAUGAUCUUGAUGCUCCUUUCCAAUAAAUAUUGAGGGUCUGAUUCUGGUGACAUGAGGAUCGAUGCUUGACUGCCGUUUUGACAAGUAAAAAUAAUCUCACUCUUUUGUCCAUAAUAAUCUCAUCAUGUAGGUAGUUUUACCCGCACUGUAUCUGUGAGCUGGUGGCUAGAGCACACUGCCAAGACCCAGAGUGGACACAUUCACUAUAGAACACAAAACAUUUUGUGACAACUGUCAGCAUAGUUGAAAAGAAAAUGGAAUCCCAUUUUUAACUUUAGUUUUUUUAAUUUGGUAACGUUACAUUGGAAUUUAAGCGCAAAAGUUAUUAUGUGUCACUGUGUCAUCACGCACAUUAUUUUAUCAACAAGUCAAUUUAUGAAAACUCAUCCCAGGUGGGAAAAUAUGAAGAUUGUUUUUAAUGCAGAUUUUAGAAUAUUCGCAUUAAAAUCUAUCUCCAAUUGGAUGGAAACCUUGCUAUUUUAAGGGAAAUAAUCUGUGUAAAAAUAAAAAAUGUAUCUCCUUUGAGUGUUUUUGUUAUGACUGGACUCUGUGUCCUGGCACCAGACAGACCGUGCAGUGGCUAGCUCCAUCACAAUGUCCUUGUAUUGAUCCUGCUGCUUCUAAUUGGAGACCUUCAUAUUGUUAGGAGUCUGUUAUUGAUUGUCUACUCAUUAUCAAUCAAUAGAUGAGCUCAUUUUCCUAUGUCAUCCGGUCACCUGGUCUUUAUGAUUAAAAAAAAAAAAAAAAAAACUUUUGCCCUUUUGCUUUUAUUUAGAUGAGAUCAAUGUUUUUUUAUUUGUUUUAUUUUUGUUGUUGGCACUCAAAUAGCAGUGAAAUCAAAAGAGAGAAUUUGUGAUUUUUACCCCCAGCAUAGUUUCUUCGGCUUUAAAUGCAAAUAUUCUGUAUUUUAAAUAAAUAAACAAAUUAGCCUCUG